Klebsormidium nitens is the source of this 2752-nucleotide messenger RNA. Lineage: Eukaryota; Viridiplantae; Streptophyta; Klebsormidiophyceae; Klebsormidiales; Klebsormidiaceae. The record is from the annotation of a GenBank genome assembly.
CUUGCUUCAGGACCAAGACUCAAGAGACAGUCUGUCCGGCUCCCGUCUCCUAAGUUGAAUUUGCCAGGGGAAGCUGAGAAGCUGUCAGUGUUGUCAAGGGCGCAAGAACACUAACGACGAGGGCCUGUAAGAGAAGCCGAUCAGACGAAGAGGAGAAGGCGCGCGAAGAAGCUCGUCCAAGCUAUCCCAGACCUUUCAGAAGCAUCCAAGAUGGCCAGCGCUGUGUGUGGCCUUGCCGGGUCUGCUGCCCUGUCUGGCGCUUCCCUCUCGCGUUCUGCCCGCAGGUCGGCGGACCGCGCCAUCACCAAGAGCUUGGUCAAGCUGACUAAGUCGCCUGUCCUCCGCUCCUCCCUUCUUGGGGCUCACCUGAGCAGGUCGGCUGCUUUUGAGUCCCUUCGCCCUCGCAUCUCUGCAAUCAGGGCUUCCUCUUCCCAGGACUCUACCAAGCAGCUGUCGGCCGCAGCUCUUGCUGCUCUGGUCGCUUCCCUGUCUGUUGGGGGUGUCGCGCACGCAGCGGAUGUGUCCCCACCUCCGGUAAUUGAGAAGGUGCAGAGCGCUUUGCCCCAGGCGGCGAACCCAUUUGCCGGGGGUGCACAGACUGCCCCCCCUGUGAAGGCGUCCGACCUUCCAGAGGGGUCCAACUGGCGGUACAGCGAGUUCAUCAAUGCGGUCAAGGCGGGAAAGGUGGAGCGCGUGCGGUUUGCAAAGGAUGGGAGCCAGUUGCAGCUGACUGCCACUGACGGGCGUAGGGCCAAUGUUGUCGUCCCCAACGACCCUGAUCUUGUUGACAUCCUGGCAGCCAAUGGCGUCGACAUCUCGGUGUCCGAGGGCGACCAGGCGGGGGGGUACAUCAACAUUCUAGGGAACCUCCUGUUCCCCCUCCUCGCUUUCGGGGGGCUGUUCUUCCUCUUCCGGCGCGCACAGGGAGGCCAGGGCGGCCCUGGGGGCCUGGGUGGUCCCAUGGACUUUGGCAAGAACAAGAGCAAGUUCCAGGAGGUUCCUGAGACUGGCAUCCUCUUUGAGGAUGUUGCGGGUGUGGAUGGCGCCAAGCUAGAGCUGCAGGAGGUGGUUGACUUCCUGAAGAAUCCCGAUAAGUACACCGCUCUGGGGGCCAAGAUCCCCAAGGGGUGCCUGCUGGUGGGACCCCCUGGAACAGGAAAGACGCUCCUGGCCAAGGCGGUGGCUGGCGAGGCUGGCGUGCCAUUCUUCUCAUGCGCAGCGUCUGAGUUCGUGGAGCUGUUCGUUGGUGUUGGUGCGUCCAGAGUCAGGGACCUGUUCGAGAAGGCCAAGGCCAAGGCUCCCUGCAUCGUCUUUAUUGACGAAAUUGACGCUGUCGGCAGGCAGCGUGGGGCCGGUAUGGGCGGAGGCAACGAUGAGCGGGAACAGACCAUCAACCAGCUUCUGACAGAGAUGGAUGGUUUCCAGGGCAACUCUGGAGUCAUUGUGCUGGCAGCCACAAACAGGCCCGACGUGCUUGACUCUGCGCUGCUGCGGCCCGGGCGGUUCGACAGGCAGGUUACGGUGGACCGGCCAGACGUCCAGGGACGCAUCAAGAUUCUGCAGGUCCACUCCAAGGGCAAGCAGCUCUCUGCUGACGUUGACUUCGACAAGAUCGCGCGCCGCACGCCCGGUUUCACCGGUGCUGACCUGCAGAACCUGAUGAACGAGGCGGCCAUUCUGGCAGCCAGGCGUGAGCUUAAGGAGAUCUCCAAGGAGGAGAUUGCGGACGCCCUGGAGAGGAUUAUCGCCGGGCCCGAGAAGAAGAACGCCGUUGUUUCGGAGGAGAGGAAGAAGCUGGUGGCAUACCACGAGGCUGGUCAUGCCAUCGUCGGUGCUUUGAUGCCCGAGUACGACCCGGUUGCCAAGAUCUCAAUCAUCCCUAGGGGGGGUGCCGGAGGGCUGACGUUCUUCACCCCCUCUGAGGAGCGCCUCGAGUCUGGGUUGUACAGCCGGAGCUACCUUGAGAAUCAGAUGGCGGUUGCUCUGGGGGGCAGAAUUGCGGAGGAGAUCAUCUAUGGCGAGGAUGGGGUGACCACGGGCGCCAGCAACGAUUUCCAGCAGGUGUCCCGGGUUGCCAGGCAGAUGGUGGAGCGCUUCGGGUUCAGCAAAAAGAUUGGACAGCUGGCACUUGGCGGAGGGGGUGGUCCCAGCUUCCUGGGGCAGAGCGCAGGGCAGCCACAGGAUCACUCGAUGGCCACUUCCGACCUCAUCGAUUCUGAGGUUCGGGAACUAGUAAACAGGGCUUACACCAGGGCGAAGACCCUGCUCACCCAGCACAUUGAUAUUCUUCACGCUUUGGCCAACCGGCUAAUUGAGAAGGAGACCGUAGAUGCUGAGGAGUUCAUCAGCCUGUUCAUUGAGAACCAGGCGGAGUUGUAUGUCCAGUAGAAGAGUGUUCCGGAAGUUUCGAGUUGUACAGCGUAGGUAAUGCUCAAGGAUAUUGUGGUUCUACCAUGCUGAGAAAGCAAACACUAUGCCAGCCAUUCAUUUGUCUAAUUUUGAACGUUGAUCUCUUGAUGCCAGGCAUCUAGAAGCAACAAACACUUGGCAGCAUCUUGGAAAAGCGCUAAUAGUAUGUGUGCAUGUGUUGCAAUGGGGCUGCUGUUGUCAGGAUUGAUCAAAUGAUCUGGAGUUCAAACUGAGUGGAAUCCUCCCAACACAAACGAUCUUAGACAUUGAAAGCUGACUUUUUGUUGUGAACGUACUGUCUCCGGCCUGGGGCUAUUUUAGAAUGUGUGCACAUAAAUGCGUC